AUGGAGGGGCUCAUCCCGUUCGUCUACAAGGCCAUCAAGGAGCGGCGCACCCGGAGCUACUCCAGGUGCGGCUCGGCGCGCGGCGCCGCCGUCGCGGACGAGGAAGACGUCUGGGAGCAGCAGAAGCAGCAGUGGGCGGCGGCGGACGGCGCGGGGAGGGAGGCGGGGCACUGGCGGCACCGGUCGCUGGAGGAGCUGGCCGGCGAGGUGGGCUCCGCGGCGCCCGAGUGGCCGGCCCGCGGGGCGAUGCGCAGGGGCCGGAGCGCCAGGAUCUUCUCCUGCAUCGGCGGCAUGUAA
Triticum turgidum subsp. durum (durum wheat) is the source of this 297-nucleotide messenger RNA. NCBI's taxonomy places the organism in Eukaryota, Viridiplantae, Streptophyta, Magnoliopsida, Poales, Poaceae. The record is from the annotation of a GenBank genome assembly.